CCCGGACUGUGUGGGUCGUUGCUCAGCAGCGCCCGCUCCCGGGAGCGCAGGGCCGGGUCUCCGAGCGCCGUAGCCUCCCCAGCCUCGGGGUCUGACCUCGAGCGGCCCCUCAGAGUGCGUUUCGUUGUUGCUCCCGGCAACAGCCACUUCCGGGAGCGAGUGCCGUUCCCCCAGCACCGCGAGCUCCGGAGCUCCGGGUUCCGGCCUCCCGGCAGCCGUGCGUCAGUCGUCGCUGUUCGCUCGGCGGGUGACCGCGGGCCGCUCACCCCGGACCCUGUCGCCGCCUCGGCGGAGCCUCCGGGGCCACCAUGGUUCUGCUGCACGUGAAGCGGGGCGACGAGAGCCAGUUCCUGCUGCAGGCGCCGGGGAGCACGGAGCUGGAGGAGCUCACGGUGCAGGCGGCCCGGGUCUACAACGCGCGGCUCAAGGUGCAGCGCGUCUGCUCAGAAAUGGAAGAAUUAGCAGAACAUGGCGUAUUUCUCCCUCCCAAUAUGCAAGGACUGACUGAUGACCAGAUUGAAGAAUUGAAAUUAAAGGAUGAAUGGGGUGAAAAGUGUAUCCCCAGUGGGGGUUCAGUAUUUAAAAAGGAUGAUAUUGGACGAAGGAAUGGACAAGCUCCAAAUGAAAAGAUGAAGCAAGUUUUAAAGAAGACUAUAGAAGAAGCCAAAGCAAUAAUAUCUAAGAAACACGUGGAAGCCAAUGUCUGCGUUACCAUGGAGAUGGUGAACGAUGCCUUGGACCAGCUUCGAGGUGCAGUGAUGAUUGUUUAUCCCAUGGGGCUGCCGCCGUACGAUCCCAUCCGGAUGGAAUUUGAAAACAAAGAAGAUCUGUCGGGGACUCAGGCAGCGCUCAGUGUCAUCGCAGAGUCCGAGGCACAGCUGUGGUGGGCAGCGAAGGAGCUAAGACGAACAAAGAAGCUGUCGGACUACGUGGGGAAGAACGAGAAAACCAAAAUCAUCGUCAAGAUUCAGCAGAGAGGGCAAGGAGCUCCAGCACGAGAGCCCGUCAUCAGCAGUGAGGAUCAGAAGCAGCUGAUGCUCUAUUAUCACAGAAGACAAGAGGAACUCAAGGUGUAAAGGCUGCACCUGCGAUGGAAGCUGGGUGGCCAAACUAGGCUCACCUUGAAACUGAACAGAUUCUUGUGUGCUUUCUGGGCUUUUCCUGACAACAGAUGCAGAUCCUGGUGGUUCUCCCCAUGGGCUCACCCUGCAGCUCUUGGUGUGCUGAGGUUGACACCAAGGCUGAUGGAUGAAAACCUUGUUGGAUUGCUGACCAUCCAGCCACAGGACACACUGGCUCACCUGUCAUCAUGACCGGUUUACUAGGACACCUUUGAUUUUAAAUUCUCCAGCUCAUCAACUCCACACAUCCUCAUGCUUCCACAGCUCAAGUGCAUCUCUCAGACUGUGCAGCCAGAAGCGGCCUAGACGUCUUGUGCUGCUGCAUUUGGCCUGUAGAAGACUCUUCCCCUAGUGGGAGGACAUACAUCCUGCUCACUCUGAGGAGAAGCGAAGGGACAAGGACGCUCCCUGCCCUGGUCUCCCUGUGCCGCCUGCUCCUCCGUCCCCCCUCCAACAGCCACAAGGACAGAGCCAGGGGAGCGAGUGGUGACUGCCUUCCUGGGGGCAGGACCGGGACCCUGGGCUCCCAGACCUGGCCCCGUUGUGGGGGGUGGGGAACAUCCAUGUCUCCCUUGUUUCACGCGCCAGCAACAUCCACUGACUCUGCCCGCACCUCGAGGGGAGGCCUUGGCUCCUGGCAGAGGAAAGUCUGCAUGGAGAGCACCCUACACAGGUGCUCCCUUCUAGAACCUUCUGCCACCUGUCCUCACCUCCACCAUCUCCAGGUUACUUAGGGCAGCUGCCCGUGAGCUGAUCGCCUACUAGCAUUCCUGCUGUUCUCGAAACAGCAUUUUCUAAAGUGGCUGGUAACUGACUCUACGUCUUGACUGUACCUUGCUCUGUCGCUUGUCAAAUUCUGUAAAAUCAAGUUUGCAUCCGUUUUCUU
Messenger RNA from Hippopotamus amphibius kiboko, 2007 nucleotides. It is a transcript of the gene CFAP298, whose product is annotated as cilia and flagella associated protein 298. Gene Ontology annotation, biological process: regulation of cilium movement. The record is from RefSeq and is a predicted model, not a curated record. The transcript is spliced from 7 exons. The coding region runs from base 309 to 1076 and encodes 255 amino acids. Lineage: Eukaryota; Metazoa; Chordata; Mammalia; Artiodactyla; Hippopotamidae.